CUUUUGAGGUGGGCGAUUUGGUGAGAACAGAGAGUUUGAUCAGGAGGGUGCGGGGAAGGACCAGCGUCCCGGGCGGGGCUGCAUGUGACGGAUGUGUUUACCGGCAAGAGGACGUCUGGGAGCUCGUGGGAGACGGCUUUCGCAGGGAGCCAAGGGUCGGGCCCUUAUAGCCACAUCCUGGAAGGAAAAACCCAGACUCCUGCAUCACGGCGGAGAUGAGGAUGCUCGUGGAGGCUCAGCAGCUCAGGGUGCCUCGCUCGGCCGUCCUGCUCCUGGGGCUCGCGCUGGGCACUGCAGCCCGGCUCGACUGUGUCGGGAACACCUACCCCAAAGACGGCAGGUGCUGUAGCGAGUGCCCGCCAGGUUAUGGGAUGGAGAGCCGCUGCAGAGCCAACCAGGACACCAAGUGCCGCCAGUGCCUGGCCGGCUUCUAUAAUGAGGCCAUGAACUACGAGCCAUGCAAGCCCUGCACACAGUGCAACCAGACUGUGCCUGCCUACCUGACCCCCCCUCAGGAAGUGGGAGUGAGACCAAGCAGAGGUGCACACCCACGCAGGACACGGUCUGCCGCUGUAGUCCGGGCACCGAGCCCCAGGAUGGUUACGAUCUCGGAGUUGACUGUGCCCCUUGCCCACCGGGGCACUUCUCCCCAGGUGACCACCAGGCUUGCAAGCCCUGGACCAACUGCACCUGGACUGGAAGGCGCACCUUGCGGCCAGGCAGCCAAAGCUCAGAUGCUGUGUGUGAGGACAGGAGCCCCCCAGCCACCGUGCCUCGGGAGACCCAGGGCCCCCCAGCCCAGCCCCCCACCACGCAGCCCACGACAGCCUGGCCUGGGGCGUCACAGGGGCCCUUCACACCCCCUCCACAGCCCCCCAGGGGUCCCCAGCUGGCCGCUGUCUUGGGCCUGGGCCUGGGCCUCCUUGCGCCCGUGGCGGCCGCACUGGCGCUGCUCCUGCACCACAGAGCCUGGCGGCUCCCCCCUGGUGGAAAUAGCAUCCGGACCCCCAUCCAAGAGGAGCAGGCUGAUGCCAACUCCUCCCUGGCCAAGAUCUGAGCAGCCAGGGCCCCCACCCCAGGCCAGGGGCCCAGAGGGUCUGCUCGACCUUGAGAAGCAGUGGGGGAGCCCCCAGGCGCAGGCCGCCACACCCCACGCCCACCACCCACCCGGCGCCGUUUUAGGUGCCCCAGGGCUCUGCUACGUAUGCUGUGUGUACUCCGUGCCCAGGGUGGUGCCCCCCCCAUAAAUGACAUUGGCACAUGUGGGUCUCUGACUGGGCACUGGUGGGCUGUGGUGUGAGGGGUGGCGGGGGCCAGCGCUGUACCCACCUCUGGCUGGAGAGGGGCUCAAGCUGACCACUCAGAGACCCCGGGACCCCUGCCCUCACUCCUUCUCUGGGCCCGUCUCAGCACCUGUGGUGGGGCAUGGAGGCCAAAAUCCGCAUCCUGGCUGGGGGGUUGGACACCCCAACAGCUUGUUGGGGGAAUCCAAGAGCUGCUCCUCCCAGACCCUAAGCCCAAGUGGGCCUGAGGCACCCCCAGUGCUCAGAGCAAUAGGACGCCUGAGGCUCUGGCCCCAAAGGGGACUCUUGAGAGCGCUCCUUCAGGUCUGUGUGCUCCCCUGAAGGAGGGCGCUGAGGAGCUGUUCGCUCCUCCCCGAGGUCUCUUGAACCCCCUGCCUGCCAGCCUGCGUGUGUGUCCCUGAGAUCGCACUUUGGGAAACGAGAGGCUUCCGACGGGGCGGUGAUUGCACGGCAGCUUUCUGUGAAAGGCCCCAAGUUAGAAAACAUCCAAACGCCUGUCGACAGUACUGUCCCACUGACCUUAGCGUGCCCUCCAUGACCAUGGGGCCUUCCCCUGUGGAGCGAGUGUCCUUCACGGCUGUGGGGCGUCCUGAGCCAGCAUGACACGGAGCCCUGGUUUUGGCAGCGCCUCAGCUCCGGCCACCUGCCUUCCUUGCUCCCUGGGCCGUCUUUCCCAGAGGCCUGCCAGCCUGUCUUCAAAUCUCGUGCUGCUCCGGCCCUGGCCUGAACACCACCACGGGGAGACACCAGGUCCCCGUGGUCUUCCGGCGUGGGACCCAGCAGGGAGCAAACCAAUGUAAACCAUGCCCUUGAACAGACAGCAAAUCCACAGCGUUGAUUUGGGGAUCAGGGGUCCCCAGGACAGCAUGGAGGCUAUGGAGGAGUGCUGUGGGACCUGGUGGAGGGACCAGGGUGGGGACAUGGGUGGGGCCACACCCGUGGGGCCCAGGGCUUUCCCUCCACACCCCUCAGCUCUUCUCCCAGCAGGACACCAUCUCUGCCAUCGGUUGGAAAGGUGGACAGAGUCACCUUCUCUACCCUCAGCAUACUCUCCAACCCCUCGCCCCCUACCUGUCUGCCGAAGAGCCCCAGACUUUCUCUGCCCGGGCCCUGCCUGGCCCCCAAGCCUGGGCGUUGAGCUGUGACCUCCCACAGGCCCCGGAGGCCCCCGCUCAGCGCAGAGCCUGGUGUGUCCCCAGCUUCCUUCUCCCACACGGCCCCUCCUCCACGCCCCCGCCUGGCUCCCCAUCCGGCCCGCUGUGGGCGCAGGGAUGGAGUGGCUGCGGGCUCCCCGUCUCCACGCCACCCCCCGCCCCUUUCUGGUUGCUGCCAGGCUCCCCGAAGGGCCCGUGUGUGCGCUGGGACAGGCGGGCGGGCUGCCCUUCGAGAGUCGGAAGGUGCAGAUGAGCAGAUACGGCUUCUCUCCUCACUGCCCAGUUACGCAGCCUAUGACUGGGGGCGGGGGGUGGGGGCUUCCGGAGGGGCUGGAACAAGAAAGCAGACACAGACACUGACAUUUUGGUGACGUCACUCUUGCCUUUUGAGGGGCUUGCUCAUCAGCCACUGUCUCCGUGGGCACGACGUGAUCUGGCCCCGCGGCAGCCACAGAAAACCCUUCUCCCCACUCAGGCCCCUGUGGUGGACAUUUUGUGCACAGAGCUCCUGCUCAGCCACCUUCACCCCUCCUCCACAAUAAACUGCUUCCAGAAGUUUCUAA
Molecule: messenger RNA, 3021 nt
Organism: Suricata suricatta (meerkat)
Lineage: Eukaryota; Metazoa; Chordata; Mammalia; Carnivora; Herpestidae
Gene: TNFRSF4
Product: TNF receptor superfamily member 4
Exons: 8
Coding region: 216-1247 (343 amino acids)
Biological process (GO): inflammatory response
Molecular function (GO): protein binding; tumor necrosis factor receptor activity
Source: RefSeq, a predicted model, not a curated record